Messenger RNA from Paramecium sonneborni, 549 nucleotides. NCBI's taxonomy places the organism in Eukaryota, Ciliophora, Oligohymenophorea, Peniculida, Parameciidae. The record is from the annotation of a GenBank genome assembly.
UGGAUAGAUAAUAUAAGUGAACUUUAUCAUUCACUUUAUAAUCAAUUAGAAACAUUUUGUUGAUACAAUUAGUCCUAGUAUAUGAAGGUUCUGAGAAUAUGGCGACAAUGAAUGUAAUAAUGGAAGAACUACAAAGUAUCUGUUUUGAUAAAAUAUGGAAGAAUAUUUUGGAGAAGUAAAAUAAUGGCAAACAGGUGAAGGAUAAUAAAAUGAUUGAAAAAAGAUAGAUAACUUGUUUGUCAAUUGCAAAAAUAACGGUGAUGAAGAUGUUAUACAUCAAUUUUAGAAAUGUAAUAUAUGAUUAAGAUAAUAUAUUUAGUCAAAAAUUAGAAUGUGCUAGAUAACUGUGACUCUUGGGAAGUAUGCUUUUAAAUCUUUUUUAAUCAGAUGACCUUUCUCAUAAGGAUCAUGAUUUUAAAGUUAUUGAAUUACCUACAUUUAUAGAAAGUAUGCAAAGAAUAUAUAAAAAAAUCUAUAUUAGAUACAGGAUCUAUUUUAAUAUAGACUUAGUAUCAUAUACACUCAUUGCAGAUUAUGAUGACUCUCUAC